AUGACCUUCUUCCCACUUCCAGGUACUUACGUUGUGGCCGAGCUCGAGGUAGAGAAGACGCUAGCGUCUCUCGCCGACCCGCUCGCAAACGCCGCCGCCUCUACCAUCAAACCGACGAAAUGCAUCGUCUACCUGAACUUCGUGUUGCGCCACCCAUCCCCAGACCACGCGACGUUCAAGUACACCGCAAGCGUAGUCGGCCCCGGGCUGCGCCCGGAAGACCCAGAGUUCUGCCUCACGCGCGACAUGUGCGUGCCCAUCUUCCCGAACAUGCACCACCCCUCCGCGGACCGCGCGCCCGUGCAGCCCCGCCCUGGGCCGUUCCCGUUUGGGAACUGCUACCACUGGUUCGGCGGGGGCACGGCGCUCGACUUGCGCGUCCUGAAUGAUGGCCAGAGGUAUACGGAGCAGGAGUGGGUGGCGCUUCCGGCGAGCGAGCAGGACAGACUGGAGAGGCUCCGGAGUGGAGACGCUUGGCGGGCGUAUGAUGCGUGGAAGGCGAGGGAGGUCGCGAAUGACGACGGCGUGUCCCCGGAGGCGGAGGCGGCGCCGCAGGUGCCCUUCCCCGUGCUGCCCGAGGCUGAGGCGCAAGACAACGCGAGUAUGGCCCCCUCGUAUAUGACCUAUUGGCAGUCUGUACGCUAUCUGCGGGGCGGGUCCUCUCCGUCUAUUGACGCAGCCCCCGGCGCCGGCGGUGCCCCCUCCAACCGGUCGCUUGAGCACAUCUCCGGACUGGACUACGACGAGGGAGAGGACCUACUCCCGAUUGUCAGGAUCUGGCCUGACGUCGGCGCGCAGUUCAAGGAGGACUCGGAUGUCCCGGACCCUACCGAAUUCCUCAAGCAGUGUGAAGAACUCAUCAGGUAUCGUCGUUAA
Molecule: messenger RNA, 876 nt
Organism: Trametes versicolor FP-101664 SS1
Lineage: Eukaryota; Fungi; Basidiomycota; Agaricomycetes; Polyporales; Polyporaceae
Exons: 2
Coding region: 1-876 (291 amino acids)
Source: RefSeq, a predicted model, not a curated record